UGGAAGCUGAUGGAAAAUCGAGCUCUGGACCCAGGGACUCGGGACUCCUAUGGUGCCACCAGCCACCUCCCAAACAAGGGGGCCCUGGCGAAGGCCAAGAACAACUUCAAAGACCUGAUGUCCAAGCUGACGGAGGGCCAGUAUGUGCUGUGCCGAUGGACAGAUGGACUGUAUUACCUAGGGAAGAUCAAGAGGGUCAGCAGUUCUAAGCAAAGCUGCCUUGUGACUUUUGAAGAUAAUUCCAAAUACUGGGUCCUGUGGAAGGACAUACAGCAUGCUGGUGUUCCCGGAGAGGAGCCCAAGUGCAACAUCUGCCUGGGGAAGACAUCAGGGCCACUGAAUGAGAUCCUCAUCUGUGGCAAGUGUGGCCUGGGUUACCACCAGCAGUGCCACAUCCCCAUAGCAGGUGGUGCCGACCAGCCCCUGCUCACACCUUGGUUCUGCCGACGUUGCAUUUUCGCUCUGGCUGUGCGGAAAGGCGGCGCGCUAAAGAAGGGCGCCAUCGCCAGGACACUGCAGGCCGUGAAGAUGGUGCUGUCCUAUCAGCCCGAAGAGCUCGAGUGGGACUCGCCCCACCGCACCAACCAGCAGCAGUGCUACUGCUACUGCGGCGGGCCCGGAGAGUGGUACCUGCGGAUGCUGCAGUGCUACCGGUGCAGGCAGUGGUUCCAUGAGGCCUGCACCCAGUGCCUCAAUGAGCCCAUGAUGUUCGGAGACCGGUUCUACCUGUUCUUCUGCUCCGUGUGUAACCAGGGCCCAGAGUACAUCGAGAGGCUGCCCCUGCGAUGGGUGGAUGUGGUUCACCUGGCCCUCUACAACCUGGGAGUGCAGAGCAAGAAGAAGUACUUUGACUUUGAGGAGAUUCUGGCCUUUGUCAACCACCACUGGGAGCUCCUGCAGCUUGGCAAGCUCACCAGUACCCCUGUGACGGAUCGAGGACCACAUCUCCUCAACGCCCUGAACAGUUACAAAAGCCGGUUCCUCUGCGGCAAGGAGAUCAAGAAGAAGAAGUGCAUCUUCCGCCUGCGCAUCCGUGUCCCGCCCAACCCGCCAGGGAAGCUGCUGCCUGACAAGGGCCUGGUGCUGAGUGAGAAUGGCACCUCCUCUGAGCUGCGUAAGAGAGGAAAGAGCAAGCCUGGUUUGUUGCCUCACGAAUUCCAGCAGCAGAAAAGGCGAGUUUAUAGAAGAAAAAGAUCAAAGUUUUUGCUGGAAGAUGCUAUUCCCAGUAGUGACUUCACCUCGGCCUGGAGCACCAACCACCACCUUGCCAGCAUAUUUGACUUCACUUUGGAUGAAAUUCAAAGUUUAAAAAGCGCCAGCUCCGGCCAGACAUUCUUCUCAGAUGUGGACUCCACUGACGCCGCCAGCACCUCUGGCUCUGCCUCCACCAGCCUCUCCUAUGACUCCAGACGGACAGUGGGCAGCCGCAAGAGGAAGCUGGCAGCCAAAGCCUACAUGCCACUGCGGGCAAAGCGGCGGGCAGCCGAGCCGGGCGGACGCUGCCCCUCAGACAGCAGUGCAGAGGGGGCUUCAGGACCUGAGCGGCCAGACGAAGGCAUUGACAGCCACACAUUUGAGAGCAUCAGUGAAGACGACUCGUCUUUGUCCCACCUCAAGUCAUCUAUCACUAACUACUUUGGUGCGGCUGGGCGGUUGGCCUGUGGGGAAAAGUACCAGGUGCUGGCUCGGAGGAUCACACCCGAGGGCAAGGUUCAGUACCUGGUGGAGUGGGAAGGGACCACCCCUUACUGACUAGCCCUCAGGGGAUGCCAGGAGCCCUGGAAACCAAAGGAGGGACAGCGG
Messenger RNA from Cynocephalus volans (Philippine flying lemur), 1803 nucleotides. It is a transcript of the gene PHF19, whose product is annotated as PHD finger protein 19. The coding region runs from base 10 to 1752 and encodes 580 amino acids. NCBI's taxonomy places the organism in Eukaryota, Metazoa, Chordata, Mammalia, Dermoptera, Cynocephalidae. Gene Ontology annotation, molecular function: DNA binding; chromatin binding. Gene Ontology annotation, biological process: regulation of DNA-templated transcription; chromatin organization. The transcript is spliced from 14 exons. Gene Ontology annotation, cellular component: nucleus. The record is from RefSeq and is a predicted model, not a curated record.